UUUUAAAAAAUGUGUCAGAGGAGUAAGCGAUUAAUUUAACAAAUGAUAUAAUAUCAUCUAUAUUUUAUUUUAUAUUAUGGUGACAAGACAAGUUCGAGUAAGUAAGUAACGUCAAUGCUUCAAGUAUGAAGUAAACUCACCUCAGUCUGAUCAUAUAAAAAAAUUAAAGUUAAGGUCUUAGACUUUUAACUUUCAGUUUAAAUACAAGACAAUGGUCGUGGUCAGUGCUUAGUGAUGUGACUACUACUAGUUGUAAAUUGUAAUGAAAGAAUAUAUUUAAUUAUUUCAUUCUCAAGGCCGAUACUUUUGAAAGCUGUGUUAGAUACAUCUUUGCAAAGUGGCUGUGUAAAAUGCAGUGUACCUAGCAAAACCAUGGACAGAGGGCUUCAUACACUGUGGUAGUGUACCUAGCAAGAUUAUGGACCUGUGUUAGUGUGUACACCACAGUAAAAAAUUUUCCAUUCAGACCAUUGGCCUGGUCAUAAAAUAUGGCUGUUAAAUAUGAUCUUGUGUGGUCUUGUGGUAGAGUAAACACCAGUCAAUAUCAUUAGGGACCUCGGUAUCGACCGGAAAUACCUGAAAAACGGGUAUCGUAUUUUCGUUGUCAUUUUGGCGACCUCUACUUUUUAAUUUACUGAGGGUAUCGUUGUUUCGCGUUUCAUAAUCGAUAUUAAGCAUAAUAAUAUAAUUUUACUUCCGCCAAUUACUUAAAGCCGACAUCUUUCCUGUUAUAUUAAGAGUUCGUUUGAUUUUUUGGGUCAAGAUUAAAGCUUUGAAAAUUGAAGUUAAAAAUUGGUCAACUUCACUCAAGAAUAACUUAAUUUAAAAAAUGCGCUCUUAAAUAAAAAUACUCCGCUCUUUUAGUUUAUAUGUUCAUUUAAAACAUAUCCAAAAUUCAUGAGUGUAGACCAUGGGUGGGCUUCAAAAACGAAUUUCCAAGAUGUCAUUUUUUUAGGCUAUGUAAUUUGUCAUCAUGGCCACCGUGCUUGUCUGCUUAUUUCCAAUUAUCGAUAGCAGCCGUGGGGUAAUUAAUAAUUCAUUAAGUUGGUUAUCCAGAGUGUAAAUGGGAAAUAUAACUAAUAAUAAAUCAUUUUAUAUAAAUAAAAAAUGUUUUAUAACAUAAAUAAUUAUUAUUGGCUUAUUGAAUAUCAGUGAUUUUAAUUUUUGGGUUGGUUGCCAUGGACCUGGCUGACACUGACAUGGGAAUGAUAAGCUCUUGUCUUUGACUUAGAUAGUGAUAGGCUUAGUUAAAGUAUUAUAAUAGUAUUUAUACUAUUAUAAAUGAUUUAAGGAGUGGGAUAAAUAGCUUUUAUUACAACUAAUAUAUUUAUCAUUUAUAUUAGUUUAUAUAUUUAUAGAUAAAUAUUUAUUUGUAUAUAUAUAAUAUAUAUAAUGACCAUUAGGCAUUAGGCUAGAGGCCUUGUAUACAUAUAAUAUAGUAUAAUACAAAGUAUACUAUAUCAGGGUUAAGGCCUAGACCCAACCCAACUAAUUUGUAGGGCCUAUUAUAAUAAAUUAUAUUUAAUGAUAUUUUAGGAUAUGUAAUAAAAUUUUAAUGAAUAUUGUGAUUCUUACUUAAGGCAUAAACUAAGUAAAACAUUUUGAAAUAUUCACUUACCUUUGGUAUUGAAAUAUCCUAUAUUUAAUCACAUAUCACAAUAUUCCACAAGAGAAUUAUUAUAUAAUCCUCGGUUUCUCAAAGAAAAAACACACUUUCUGGCACUACAAUCCAAGAAUUACUUAAGAUAUAAUAACCUGUACUUACCUCUAGUAAAUGACUAGAACUUAUUUUAUUAACAGCUAAAGUCAAAGUUGAUUCUAAUAAUACAUGUGGAUUUGUAAAACAAGAUUACAAACUUAAAAUAAAUGACAUGCUGAUUGUUUUGUCAUACUCAUAGGAAUAAUAUAAUAUAUAGUAUACAUAUGUAGAAAAUGGUAAAAUAAAAAGUGUAAUUGUCAAUUUUAAAUAAAUAAAACAAAUAAUCCCUUUAUUAUUUGUUUAUGCUUAUAAAUGCUAAACAAUUCCACAGAAAAUCUGCAAUUAAUAUCUAAAGAAUAUUAUUAUUAUUAUGAUUGUUGGGAAAUUAAAAACAAAAUUAAAACAAAAUUUUAAUUAAUUAAUUACAAAUAAGUGAUGAGUCAGCAUUUUUAUACAUUUUUAAUAGGCAAAUAAUAAAGUUUUUUUUUUUAAUAUUUGCGGCACAUUAACAAAAACUAAUGUAUAUUUUGUGGCUUUAUUUAGAAGUACUCUUAUUUAACUAUGUUCCCUGUAAAUAUUAUAUUUUUGUCUCAUUUUAUAAUAAAGUUAUAGGCGUUAAAAAAAAAGCAAAAUGAGGGUCACAAAUGUGGAGGAAAAUCCCUUAGUAAAAAAGUGGUUUUGAGGUCCCUACUAAAAAAUUCAUAACUUUUGAACCACUUGAGCUAGAAAGUUGAUCUUGGUGUUUUUGUAAUCUAUUCUCCAGGCUCUAUACAGCUGUAGUAUUUUUAUAUUUUUAAAAAUGUUUUGAAAUUUUCAUCAAAGUGGCUAAUAUCAUAUUUUGCGAUAAAUUCAAGUUUUACAAGAUCUGUCUUUUUCAUCUCAAUUAAAUUAUAAUUAAAUUAUUAUGUUCAGUUGUAACAGUAAUAGUAAUAUUAUUCAAAUUUUAAAAUAUUUUUUAGCAUUUUAAAUAUUUAAAUGUAAGUUAUAUUCCAAUUUUUAAGUGUUUGAAUUUGAACAAGAUGUGCUGGUCUUAAAACUCAUAAUCAUAAGCCGUUAAAUGGCAUUAAGAUUAACGAUCCCUUUGGCUCUCAAAAGUGUUUUAUAGUGAAAUUAUUAGCACAAACUCUUAGGACCAAAGCAAAAGUAUUUGCAAUGGUAUGCUAUUCCCAAGUUCAGCUAAUAUGAUAAUCAUACUCAAUAAUUUGAAAGAUGAAGACAUAGUUACAGUGAAAAUAAGGAGAAAUGGGACAGGAUUCGCGCUAAAUUCAAGGGGUUUUUAUAAAGAAAUUGAUACAUGCAAGGGUUAGUUAAUGGCAGAAGCAUCGCUUGAGCCCUGCAACACCUCUGACUGCAGGGGACCUUGAAUAUUUAAGGGGACCAAAAUUGUUAUGCAGAACAAAUUUAAACUAUCAACUACAGGGGGCAUAAAACCAAAAAGUGGCAGGGGGGCCUACACAAGUCACACAACGGCCUGGAUAUGUGUUGUCCAUAAAGGACCUCUGAAUAAUUAAUACAACUUUUCUUAUUCCUAAACCCCCCCCCCCCCCACAAUGGGGGGGUGCUGAUGUACACAGGCGCUUACAGCAAUUUAAUAGUGUGAAAUGCCAGGAAAUUUUAAAUAUAAUAACAAUGUUAAAGAGCACAGAGUCACUAGAUUAAAAUUUUUGUGGCAGUGGAGAGUCAUGGUUUUAAAAAAACAUAGUGUAGCGCCUAAAGCAAUUUAAGGAAAUUUGCCCUGGCCCAAUGAGGAAUGUGACCUCGGGGUCAGGGCUUGGGUAUCAGUUACCCGGCAGAUGACCAGCCUCUCUCUGUUGCUCUGAAUACUUAAAUAUUGGGAAUCACUAUGUGUGCUUUAAUUUUAAGCUCAGUAAUUUAUUUCUUGGAAACCCUAGUGUAUCAUGCUAUGAAUUAUAUCUAGUUGGAAAGGUUGUUUUAUUCACUACACCUUAGUAUAUUUACAGUAUAGGAUAUUUUAAUAUUAAGUAAUUAAGUGCCCAGGGUUUGUCAUUUUUCCACAGAAAAUCUGCUAGAAGACAAGUGGUGGAGCUUCUUGGUCUGUGCGUGAUGCACAUGCUCUCUUGUAUGUUUGUGCGCUACUUUUUAUGGGGCUCACACUAAGGAUUUGUUUGAUUUGAGGUUUUAACAGCAUCCCUGAAGUGUAUCACUGUGCACCGCGGCCCAUUUGGAUGCUCUAUAUUGUCCUUUUUCCUAGGCUCUUUUUCUUCAGCCCUUUUUCUUUGGACUUUUUCUUUACUUUUUCUUCAUAGCAGACUUUUUCUUUAGCUGUUUCUUUAGAGUUAGAGUUUGUAAUACAUUUAUAAUAAAGCUAUAGUUCACAAGAAGUGAAUUUGUCUAGUGCAUAUUAGUAAAACUGUCAGCCUCGGUCCACCAUCACCAAACACACCCACCUUGCUACAGUUUUUGGCAUAACUAGCAGGAUUUUAAAAGUGUGUCACUCACACACGUACACCACCCUGCAGUAGCCAUCCCUCAUCAUACUACUACGUUUAUAAAUCAGUAUGAUAUGGGUCCAUCCAUUAUGUACUCAUUUGGUGCAAGUGGAGGGGUUGUUGAUUUUUUAUUUUUUGCAUACUUGUGGAUGGGGGGGGGGGAGAAUGGUGGGGGCGGGUUUGCAGAAAGAAUGUACAUUUAAUUGUUAAUAAUUAACCUGAAUAAUAAUACAUCUAAUAAAGCCAACUGUCCUAAAAAUCUGUGAAAUCAAUGAUAUUUAAUUAUUUUUAAAAGUCUUUUAAAAACACUGCAUUUUUAUCUUCAUAUUACUGUUGCUUUGUGUUUACAAUAGCUUGAUAUCACAAUAGUAAUGGUUAGCCUCUCACAACUUUAACGUCAAGUCCACUGUACAUAAUUAUGUGCGUGUGAUGUAUUUGUGAUGUAAUUAUUUCAUUGGCCCUAACCUAAUAGAUACAAUGGCAAAAAAAAGGUGUUAAGACCCACAGGUCAGACCUCUUUUCUAACCCCCUUAUCCCAUGCCACUGUCACAGAGACUAUUAUAAUGUCCUCCUAUAAUUUACACAUUGCCUCUGUGGGGGAUGCCACAAGUUAGGAUAUAAAAUGCGUUUUACUUAUGAAGCAGCCAGAUAAAACCAAUAAAAUGCUAAAAAUGCUUUGCUCUUUACAAGUACCUUGCAACAAAGGUGUCAAUCUUACUCAAUAUAUUCCCCUCAAAAACCAAGAAAUGCAAAUUAAAAAGUCUUAGCAAAAACAAAAUUUACAAUGAUAGGAACGUCGUUCCCAUGCAUUCCUGCAGGACUCAAGCCUUAUGCACAAUAAAAAUUCAUUUACUAGUUUUGUUUAAUCUUAAUUAAAUCAUUUUUUUUAAUGAGUUCGUUUUAACAAGAGAAUAACAUUAAUUUUACAAGUACUGGUUAGGCAAAAGAGUUAAAGCCUGGCUAAGACCAUCCUUUUGCUGUGUGUAUUAUACUGCUGUGGUGUAUGCAGGCCAAAGCCAAUGAUUUUUCUAGGUACACUGCCAUGGCCAUAUUUUUAAGUUUUGUUUUGUCAGUAUACGUUAUAAAUUAAUAUAAAUGUUAUUAGAUUUUUCUGCCCCUUACAUGAAAAAAACAGUGCAGAUGGCAGAAAAUGCUGUCCCUCCCAUAUAAAGAAAAAAGAGCCACAUUGGUGAACCACCCCUCCUACCAUCCCUUCCUAUGCCCGUGAAUGUUGGCAUUUAUAUUAUUACUGUACUACUAUUAGUAGGCUAUAUAAUUUUAGGAGGGCCGGGCCCAACAAUUGCAGGGCCCUUUGUGAAACGGAUUGCGCAGGGCCCAGUCUGAGUAGGGAUAAGGAUAAUAAGUGAAAAUUAAGAUUUUGUAUUAGAAAAAAAGUGUGGGGCCCACUGCGGCCGCAUAGGUUGCAGUGGCCUAAGGCCGGCCCUGAAUUUUAGUCCAUCCAGUGCAUUUUAAGAUUAACUAAAAAUAAUAUAUCAUGAACCUACUCUAGCAAGACUAUUAAUAGUAACAUAUCUUUAAAAAAUAUACUAGUUAUAAAAUAGAUAGUGAGCUACACUACAAUAUUAAAUAUUAAUGAAUUUAUUAUUUUUUUCUAGAAAUUUUAGCAUCAGAAUAACAUAUAUGAGUCAAGAAAGGUACCUUACUGAUGGCAUCACCUGCGAAAAAGGAUGACAGAAAUUACUCUCUUAGUAAUUCUGUGUCUCCAACACCCCCAAAAAGCUCAAGAACUCGUAAGAGUACCCGUAAUUCAGUUUUUCCUUUCUCUCCAAAUGUAUCACUUGAUGCAUUGAGCAUCACUACAGUCAGUAGUCACAGUGAAGCUAACAAAAGGUAUGCUAUUCUGUCAAACAUGUAUCCAUCUUGUUCUCUUGUCACCAGUCACUCAGAUGUUAAACAUUUUAAUAUUUUAAUGUAAAAUAAAUUUGUUACAUUUAAAUUGAAUGUGCUGUAAAAUAGUGUAGAUCAUGGACUUAUUGAGUUUUUUUAUGUGCACAUAUCAAUGGCCUUUAAUGGUUCCUUCAUAUUGCAUGAUGUUGAUCAGAAAACGAAAGCACAGUCGCUGGUUCCAUUUGAAACGACGUCUUUUAAGAAGAGGGGUUGUGCCAGUCAACAAUAGUCAUCCACAUUUCCAGCUUCUGUCAUGCAUCAGAGAAGGGAUCAGAAAAUUAAAUGACAGCAAUCCUAUGUUGCUGACCAAGGUAUAUGAGAGUUGUCAAAAUUAAUUAAUAAAACUUUUGUAGAUAGGCCUACUUCUCAAAUAAUACAUUUAGAAAAAGAGAGCAUAUAUAAGAUACAAGUUAUAAUUUAAGUUCAUUUUGAUUUUCUUUUUUUGCUUAAACUUAAGUUAAACCCAAUCCUUUUUGUCUGUUAAGAAUUAUUCAGAUUAAAAUAUUUAUUUGCAGUCAGUUUUAACGAAUUCAGAUUUUGAAGAUGUAAAAAAGAUUAAAGCCAAUUUUGACGGUCAGGUAGGUUGGGUAUAGACUGACUAUUUCAUUAAUUUGUUAUGUAUAGAUUUAACGAGUAAAUAAUACCAAAGUACAGCUGCUAUUUUUUUUUCUAAAAACCUGCAAGACUGUAUAAUUUAUGUACACAAAUUUGUUUCUAAUAUGUAAAUUAGUCAUGAUCAGUAAUAAAAGAAGGCUUCUGACAUUCUUUCUUGAAUUUUCAUACAGUAACAAAAAUCAAAAUCUCUAAAAAUACUUUGUUUUGAUUUUUUUAAAUCAGGAUUUUGAGUUUGAGAGUUAUUCUAGUUCAGCAUUUGCAGCCAUUCGUAUGGGUAUUGGCAUUGAAGAACAGGAAUUCUUAAACUCUAUAGCUCCUAUUAACCUGCCUUACUUUGAAUUUAUCAGCAACUCAAAAAGUGGGCAAGAUUUUUUUCUAAGGUAACUAAAUUAAUAAAUCUUGGUUCACAAAUCUUUCUUACAGUACAUUCAUUUACACAUAAUUUCUUAUCUAUGUGUGUGGUCUAAUCAAGGAUAAACCCAUUUUGAAAUUCAAAAUAUUAAAUAUUUAUUUUGUAUUUUAUUUUACAUAAAAAGUAUUGUCAAGUAGAACCUAAUUUAUAUUUUGAAAAAAAAAAUUUUUUUAAGAAUAAAUAUAUCUUUUAUUAUUUUUAUCUUCACUGAAGAUUUAUUUUAAAUUUGAUCAUCAUAUAAAAUUUAUAUUCAAGUUUAACACAGGAGCCUGAGUGGGAAAAACAAAAGAAAAAUGUUUUGUCCCCUAAGCCUUCUAACUAAUGAAUUUUUAAAUUUUUAUUUCCACAGUCAUGACAUGCAAUAUAUGUUCAAGUCCAAUAGAAAAAGAGAUGUUAUGUUUUUUUUGUCAGUUUUGAGGUAAAUCUUUUGAUUAAAGAAAUAUUACAUUUUUUCUUUUUAUUCUCCACACAACUAUUAAAGAUUUAUAUAUUAUAUUUCUUGAAACCUCAUUCUGCAUCAUUUAUAAUGUCCCAAAAAUAUUGAGGAGGUUAAUGAAAUAUGGGGUAGCUGGAUAAUGUCAACUAAAACAUAUUUUAAAGAAAUUAUAGUUAAAUAAUUAGAUUGUUACAGUAGUUCUUAUAGUUUGGGAAUAUAAUGCAUAGUACUGGUAUUCAAAUCUUAUUUUUUAGUAUUUAAAACAAACAGAACCAAAUACCACUUCAUGGGUUCUGAAUUAAAUUAACUACUCAACUUCUGCACUUAUGCAAUGAAUUAUGUUAGUUAUAUAUAAAUAGUCACAUUUAGGACCUAAUUCAAACUGCAGAUGUAGUAAUACUAAUAAAAAAUUUGACAUUGACUGAGGGGGGUCAGUUGAAUCAGUAACGUUGCACUUGCACCUUAUCUAAAAAGCUAUUGGGUUAGUCUCAUAAUAUUCAAAACAAUGAAAAGCUAGAAAACUUUAUCAUAUAGGUAUUGUUUCAGCAUUUAGAAUCAUCUUGUGUUUUUUGUUAUCACUUGAUAGAUUUGAAAAAUAUAAUAUAAUAUCUUUUUCUUGCAACUAAGAUUCAAUGUUUUAGCAUAAAAAUUUAUGGUUGACUAUCUUUUGUCCUAGUGACUACAUGCAGCAUUUCAUUGCUUAUCCACACUCUCUGUUGGUCAAAUACAUUGGUUGCUUUGCCAUAAAGUUGAAAGGGAAACGCAAGAAAUAUUUCCUGGUCAUGCAGAGCAUAUUCUACCCAUCAGAGAGGAUAGAGGAGAGAUAUGACAUUAAAGGUUGCACAGCCGGGAGACAUCAAAAUGUAGGUAGAGACAUUUAUAUCUUUAGCUUCACCUCCAUGCACUAAUAACUUUAAUUUUACAGAAAGAUAAAUUAUAGGUUAACAACCUAACUACAUACCAGUAUAUCAUGUUGCGCAGCCCUGCGCCCCCCCCCCCCCAAAUCAUUUUUUUUCCUCCUGUUUGUUUUGUUGUUUGGUUUUUUUCUUUUUAAUUUUACAAAAAGAAAAAUUAAAGGUUAACAACCUAACUACCUACCAGUAUAUCAUGUUGCGCAGCCCUGCGCCCCCCCCCCCCCAAAUCAUAUUUUUUCCUCCUGUUUGUUUUGCUGCUUGGUUUUUUUCUUAUCAUAACACUCGGAAGGCAAAAGCUUAAAUUUUAAAAGUUUGUUUACUUUAGUAGAGUCGUUGAAAAAUGUUAAUUGUGGACGUCCAUAGUUUUGAAAAUUAAUAUUUGUAAAAAUUUGAAAUAUAAUUUAUUAAGGAAGUGAUCUACCUAAGCACAUUGAAUGAGAAACAUACCAUGUCACUGAAUCUAUAACGCAGAUUAAACCACAAAAAUCUGGUCACUUCUACCUUGUGUUAUCCAUGUUUAAGACUGGAGAAGAAAUUUUUUUUUCCAGAAACGCAUAAUAAAAUUAAUACAAGAUCAUUUUAGCCUAAUCCAAACUCAAUUUGUUAAUACUUUUGAUUUUUUUUUAGCCAAAUGAAGAAGGUUCAACCAUUAUAACUGUGUUGAAAGAUCAGAAUUUCUUAAAUGAAAUGCUGGAUUUCGGUAAAUAUGAAUUUCAAAGUUAAAUGAAUUUUUUUAUUUAACUUGCUGGUAAAUUAGGCACUAUCAUAACUCUUAGCUAUUUAUCUUAAAGGCUGAAUUAAAAAGAUAUUUCUGGGUAUCAGGUGGGAUCUGAUAAAGAAUGGCAAAAUUUAAUAUUCUAAAUUGUUUGAGAUGUACUCAAAUAAAGCUGAUAUAAAUUAUAGGUUUUGGACAGUCUAAAAAACAAAUUAUCCCACCAAAGAAAUAUUUAAGAAAUUAAAGACACAUAGCCAAUGUAAGUAGUUAAAAAAAUUCAAACACAACUCAUACUUUAAAGGAAAUAUGCACCAUUGAUAUUGGAUGCAUAUUUUAAUAGGUGAUCAGGGAGAUUGGUUCAUAGAGCAGAUCAAAGCGGAUUCUCAAUUCUUGUGUGGUCUGAACUGUAUGGAUUACAGCUUGCUGAUAGGACGACAGAUGAAACAUCUGGAUGAAAAGGGGGUGGAACCAGUAUCAACAAUAGUGGAACGGAUAGGAAAGUAAGAAAAUUGGAAUUAAGUAUUGCCCAUUCUAUAGAUAAGAAUGACAGUGUAAAUUUUUGUCUUUGCGAUUAAAUAAUUCUUUUACCCAGUAACCUCUUCCUUAAAUCUAAUAUACAUCAUAAAGCACUUAAUCAAAAUAGGGCAUUGCACUACCAUACAGAUUAUGACUUGUCAUGUUGGAUUUAGCAAUCCUCUGUUUCAAUAGUAUCAUAUCAGGGCAUCUAAUUUAGAAUCCUCCAUAUCUCUUAUGUUUACCAUAGUGUAAAUAUAACAUUAACAUCUUUUCUCUGAAUGCACAAAUGCAUAUAAUCGGUCUCCCAUUUUUAACUUUUUUUUACUGGGAGUAAUCACACAAACACUAAUUAUACUUUUUCAUCUGCCAUUCAUUUCCAGUUUGCAAGCAUGGUGGUAGAUUAACACAUGAUGCCUUGGGGAAAGAGUUUUCAUAAAGAAAAUUAUCAACACUAUUUUUAAUAAACUUAGAUAAAUAUGGGUCAAAAUAAUUUUCUCUGGCUCAGAAUAUGGGUAUGAGAGUGAGCAAGUUAAAUAUAUUCAUAGCAUUACAAUUACAACAAAUCAAGGUAAUUUGUACAUGUGCUUUGAUUACAAAAUUCUUGGUAAAUAAAUUAAAUAAAGUUAUUGGAGAAAAAACAAAUGUGUGUUUUUUCUGCAGUGUAGGCCUAUGUUUAAAAAGUGACCCUAUGACAUUGACCUUUAUAACCUUGAUAUAACAUAUUUUAAUAUUUUAUUCAGUCAUGAAAUUAAUAGUCAUAGAAAUGCUAUGCUGUCUUCAAAUAUAAAAAAGCUAUAGAUAGUAAUAAAAUAUUACCCCUAAAAUUGUAAAAUUGCAGUUCACACUCUAAUAUUAUAAUAAUUUAUGAACGCUCAAGGCUGUGGUCUGUGUAACAACUGAUUUUAUUGUCAAUUCUACAUUUUUUUAAUACACAACAUAAUAUGACCACUCACUCCAGUUAUCCAACAAAUAUUCACAUAUUUAAGCUGAGAAAUUCAUGAAAGCAACCCACAAAUUCCAGUCAAUCAACAUUGCAACUACACAGGACAAUCAGGUCACUAAGUUCAGUCAGUACACAUGAUAACAAUAUUGAUGUGUAAAACCGUCACUCUCACUCUUAAACAUAACACAAAUCUACUCAGUGAAAAAAUCUUCAUAGCUGGGAUUAAAAACAGUGUGUAUCAAAAGGCUUAAAUUUAAAAAUAAUUUGAAUAGAGUUUUUGUUUUAUUUAAAGCAAUUAACUAUUGAACACAAAAAUCCAAACUUGUUUGUAUCCUAUCUAGUCAUUGUUAGAAUAGAUUAAUAUUUUAAAAAUUAGAUUUUUAGAAAAUUAUCAAAUGAUACAUAAUUUUACUUGCAGACACAUAUUAUUUUCUCUGUUAUCUGGGAAAACUGAAGUACAUAACUAAAUACUUAUAAAGGAGUCAUUUAUUAAACUUUUCUCAAAAGGGCUGCAUGGUUUAAUUUUUCUGCAAUUAAAAGCAUAUGUUUGUAAGCUCAAUAUACAAUGGCUACUGAAGUUUUUAAUUUUAUUAUCCUUUUGUCCUAAAAGUUAUAAAAAGCUACAUGGGCUAGAGACUAAUUUUGUAACAAGUGCUGAUGACAUUGACUGCUAAAAAUGAAUGGCAAGAUAACAUAAUUUACUUUCUAUUUAAUUAAACAGCAAAUGAAUUGGAACAAGAGAAUAAAAAAUGUCUGGAAGAAGCACAGAGGUUCUGAAUAUUUUUUUUAAUAUUGACUUACCGGUAGUUACUUUUUAAAAAAAUAUAUUUUGAGAAAUGUUAAAUUUUUGGCAUCAAAUUUUAGGUCGAUCUCUCCAACAAAAAAAAUCAAAUCUAUGAAAGAAGACUCUGUUGAUCCACCUGCCCAGGGUACCAGUGAUGUGAACUAUGCAGUGAGCUACCAUGCUUCUAGUCCUGAAACAGUGUCUGAGAUACAUUCUGACAAUAAAACCCUUUCAUUGCCACAGUAUAGAACUGGAAUCAUGUUUCCUCGUAGCUUGGCAGAUGGUGUGGAGAAUUUCCAUAAAGAACACAGAAGACUUUUGCCAAAUUGUAAAAAUGGUUUACAUAUAAUGGAUGGUAAAGAAUACAGGUACUAUGUUGGUGUGGUGGAUUUUCUGACACGGUUUGACUGGAGGCAGAAGACAGCUCAGUUCUGGAAAAUAGUUAAGUACAAGUGCGGGGAUCAUUCGACUAAAAAUCCUAAAUUUUACAGUCAGCGUUUUGUAAACUUUUUAAGCAAUCAUGUUCUGUAACAUCAGUGAUAUUUACAAGGGUGUCAGGGCCCCUGUAUGAGUUUAGAAAUAUAAAAUGUCUAUCAACUCAAUAGUCCUGAAAUAGGCCUAGAGUGAAUUAAUUGUUAUAAAAUUAUGUUGAUGGAAAUAUGUUAUUGUUGUUCUAAGAUAAAGAUUCUGUGAUAAUUUUUCUGUAUCAAUUUUGUAACUUCUUGUGUGAAACUAAAGAUUUUGCCUCAGUGGGUUGUAGCCUGCAAUAUAUGGAUGACUUCUAAUCCUUGUCUUAAAAAUCUUCUUUACUCAUUGUGAGUCUUUACAAUAAUAUUAAUUUUUGCACAAUUUUAAAUAAGUUUUAUAUAUUUUUAAAGAUUAUAUUAUAUUUUGAAACUUGGAAAAAUGAAGUUAGAAAAUUGAAGAAAAUAUGUGGAAAUUUAAAAAAAAAUAAUAUGGAGUUACAGUGUUACUAUGUUGGUGUCAUUUGCAUGCAUAGGGGUAAAUUAACACAUUAAUUUUUUUUUAAAUCAAUUAAAGAAGAACCAUUGAAAAAAUAUCAAGUUGUAUCUCAAUUAUCUCUUUUUUAAUACCGGUACUUCAUUUGUUUUGUUACUAAAAAAAAAAACCUUUACCAAAGAUAUAAUAAAUUGUAAAAUGUAUGUUAAUUAUUUUUUUAAGAAGUAGUUUCAUUUUAAAUGUAAUUUUUAAAUUUUAAUUAAUCUAAUUGAUAUGAAUCGAAUAAAGAUGAUGAGAGGGCAUGCUCUACAAUAUAAAUUUAUUAACAAAUGAAUCAUUGCUAAUUGAAUUUGAGAUGUUUCAUUAACAUUUUUAUUGUAAAAUGUCUUUUUCUUAUUAUAGUGACAUUUUUACAGAAAAAUUUAUGUUUCUUUUACCUGUUUGAUAUUGUUAUUUAUUUAAUUACAGUGAGCUCUCUAACAUUAUUCUUAACUUACUGGACAGGAAAUAUCUUUCAAAAAUAGCUAUUCACAUAAAUAAAAGAGCUUAGCCUUAUUGUGCCUCAUUUUUUCAAUGUAAUAAAUUUACAUAUGAAGAUGAAUAUGAUCUGAAAUAUUUUGAGAACCAUUGCAUUUCUAGUACACAUAUUUACUUUUAGGUUCAACUCUCCAGUUAUGCAAUUUAUCUUGCCAUGCCUGAAAAACUCAUGAAUCUUUUUUUUAAAGUAUAUAAGUUAUUCUUUUUUCUAUAAAGAAUUAUUAUUGGUGCUUUAUUUCAGCAGAUAUUCUGCAUAACAGCAUAGGUUAUUAUAAUUUUAUUGAUAAUAUGAAUCUCUUUUAAAUAUUUAAUAUGUGCCUUUAAAUUUUGUGUUAGCUAAGGCAUUCUUGCCCUAAGUCUAUAGAUUUUCUUUAUGUUCCAUUUUGUUAAUCAUGUUACCUCUGACUCAAUAGGUACUACAAUAUGUUUUUUUUUAAAAAGGAUUUAUUAUUUCAUACCCAG
Molecule: messenger RNA, 13351 nt
Organism: Lymnaea stagnalis (great pond snail)
Lineage: Eukaryota; Metazoa; Mollusca; Gastropoda; Lymnaeidae
Source: the annotation of a GenBank genome assembly